This is a messenger RNA of Lymnaea stagnalis (great pond snail), 6487 nucleotides long. NCBI's taxonomy places the organism in Eukaryota, Metazoa, Mollusca, Gastropoda, Lymnaeidae. The record is from the annotation of a GenBank genome assembly.
AAUCGAUUAAAAAAAUCCAUUCAAAUUACACUAAAUUACACGUGUGUUUGUUUUCUGUUUGCAACUACAAAUCAACGAUACAUGUUGCUAUUAAGAAAACCUAUCUGUAGCCCGGCAUAUCCUUCCUAAUAAUAUAUUAAUUUUCAUUAACUUAUGGAUAUUCUAAACAAAUUAACAUGUAACUCAUCACAGAUUAAGACUACGCUGAAAUUUUUUAGAUUUAGCACUCAAUUCAACUCUCACUCUCGUAACAUUAACAGUAACCGAAUAAAUGGCCUUAAAUUAGUACUAGUAAAAAGUCUUCAUUCUAUUAUUGGUUGCUCAAGAAGAGACAUGGCAUCAGUUCAUAAAAAAGGUUGUAAAUUAAGGCUAUUUCACAUAGUAGGAGAUGAUGUAGGCCUAGGAGAUCACAAAAUCUCAAGAAGUGAAAAGACGGAAAAGGUAGAAGGUAAGGACAAGAAGGUAAUCCAAAAAAGAAGAAAGGUAAGUCACAGCCAAAACAGAAGUUUGAAGUUCGGUAGUGCAACUCCGGUCCAAGUAAUUAUUUUUAAAUUCAUUAAUUACUACUCUAGUUGUAGGAUAGGGCCUAUAUGCCUAUAGCCUACUGUUUAUAGGGGCGGGCGUAGGUUUUUUGGGCCCUGAGCAAAUCUUUGGCUUACUUAGGCCCCCACAAAUUUAUCCGUAAAUCACUCUGGGUCCAGCCCGCAACAGUGUCCCUAAGGGCUGAAUCAAAACAUUAAUACUUACGAUACAAUUAUUUUAAAAUUGGUGGGGACCAAAAAUUUGGAGUUGCAAUAUAAAACUAUUGUGGGCUACCCUAUUGUCAUUGUGUCCAAAGACUAACACUCACCAUACUUAUUACUUUUGUCUUAGUGGCUAAUUUAAUUACGGGUUCCAGGUCAUUUAUGGCAUGUUAGUGUUUAUGAUUUACAAAAUGUAGUUAAAGUAAGGCAGUAAAGGCAAGGUUAUUGCUAGUUUCACAUGUAUAAGCAUAAGUGAUCUAUCCCUUUUUUUAAUAAAAGCUCGGGCCCAUGUGAAAAAAGGGGUGGGGGGAGCAAAGUGGACAACCCGGGUACCAAUGUCAAGGGGUGCCAAAAUCUAAAAAAAUCUUGAUGAAUGAAAAUUUAAUUUGAUAAUAAAUUUUUAAAUCUUGUAAAAAUAUAGUAAAGGAAAAGCAUAUUACGACAUGCAGAUGGGGCAUUAUUUACUGCUGAUAAAAAAAAACUUAGGCUGAGUGCAAAAUUGAGCUUAGUAAUAGUAAAAGUAACUUUAAUGCAUCUCUCAGAAUCUGCAAGAACACCAGUUGCUGACCUGUAAAACCCUCUUGCCUCUCCCAGUCUCCGUUUUAAAUUUUAAAAAAAAUAUUAUGAAACACCAUUUAUAAACAUUUAUUAGAUAUUUCGAUAGAUUAAGUUGUAUUCUGGUGACAAUGGCUCAUCAGAUUAAGUUGUAAUCUAAUGACAAUGGCUUGUCAGCUAAAGGGCAGAAACACUCAAACAGAAAGUGUCUAUUGCAUAGCGCAUUGCCUCAAUAACAAAGUGAGCCCUUCAAAAGACGCAGUUAUUUCUAAGGCUCAACUUGACCUACCCAGUCAAUUUUUAAAGGAAAUAAGCCUAAAUUAAUUCAAUUUAUCAAUUAGUGGUGUAGUUGCUCAAUAAGAAGUACUAGGGUGCUUUACAGACACCAUAAGCUGCGCAAUAUUAAAUAUAUGGUUCAUUGUGUCUAAUUAAUUUUCUUGAAACUGCAGGUUUAGCUGGUGUUCUUUUGAAAAGUGCUGCUUGCUUGCUUAAAGGAGGAGUUAUUGCUGUUCCCACAGAUACAAUUUACGGAGUGGCCUGCAUGGCACAGAGUUCAGAGGCCAUUAAAAGAAUUUAUGAAAUCAAGAAUAGAAACUUCCAAAAUCCAAUAGCUAUUAGUGUCUCAACUAUUGAUGAUAUUUAUAAGUAGGUCUUUUAUUCAUUGUGAAGCUGAGUGUUGCACUAAAAUCUUGUUUCAAAAUAGCUGUUUUUGUCAUUACAAUUACACUUAAGCAUCAAGACCUUAUUUGGUGCACUUUCCUUGUCAGCACCAUAUCAGUUGUUUUUUUAUUUGGUACUGGUACAAACAUAAAGGGCAUUUUAAUAAAAUUAUUUUAUUUUUAAGUUCAAUUUUUAAUGGACUUGAAUUAUAUUUUCAUCACAAUUUUAUAUAUGAUCAUAAUAGGUAGUGUUUUCUGUAGUCUUAUAUCAAAAAAAGCAAGCUGAAAUGUUCAUUCAUAUUCAUCUAUAUAUCAUUCAUAUUCAUCUAUAUUAUAUUUUCUAUAAGUAAAGAUGAAAAAGUUAUUUUAAUUUACAAACAUAUACAUUUAAGUUUUCAAAACUGAGUUACAAACAUCACUUAGGUAUGACUCGGAAGUAGAACCUUAUACCAGUAUUUAAAAUAAGAUCUAAAAUAACUUGCAGUCUAAAUUUUUAAAAUAACUUUUAAAUUUCUAUGUUGUGACAUUUAAUUUUUGCACUUGAUUGGCAACUUGAGGAAAUUUAUUAAAAGUGCAGUUAACAUUAAGAAAACAAUAAAAUAAAUGCAACUUGUUUAUUAAAUGCUGGUCUCCAGUAUAUAUAUUUUUUUAUGAUUUUUGGCAGAUGGUGUAAAGUAACUGUGGAAAGAAUGCUACUUACUGAACUUCUACCUGGAGCAGUAACAGUUGUUUUUCAAAGGAGUCUAGACUUAAAUCCUUUACUCAAUCCUCACACUUCUUUAGUUGGGGUUCGCAUACCAAAUCAUAGUUUCAUGCAAGCAUUAGCAAAAGAAUGUGAUGGUCCUAUAGCUCUGACCAGUGCCAAUAUCAGUGGAGCAAAAAGUUGUUUAAGAAUAGAGGUUAGUUUUUAUUAGACAGUCUCUUCAAAAUUAUUUUAAAACUCUUAUUGUACUGGUAAAUUAUUAAUAUUUUUUUAUGAACAUUUUUUCUAAUUAAUGAAUCCAUAAGACUACAGUAUGAAAACAUUAAAUUUUUUCAACAUACCUUUUAAUUUAACUAAAUCUAAAUGAUUGAGUGUGCAUAGAUGAUUGAUUAAAUAUGCACAUUUUUACCUUCACCUUUAACAUUUGCUUAACUUUAAAACUUAAAUAAAUUUGAUAAAUGUACACCAGGCUGUGCUAUUUUCUAAAAUUAAUAAUUGAAUCUUCUAGGAGUUUGAACAUCUUUGGCCAAAGAUUGAUCUUGUAGUAGAUGGGGGGACACUGAGUGAUUCUGAAGAAUCUCGUUUAGGCUCAACGGUGGUGGAUCUGUCUGUACCAGAGACAUUUAGAAUUAUUAGACCAGGAAGGUAAGUAAUUUUUUAAAAUUUCGUAGGUUGUUAUAUUUUACUAAGGGAGAUGGUAUUUCCUAUUUUUAAACAAAUUAAAGAUCAUUUCUGCCCUAAAUACAUUACUGAUAGCUUCACCCCAAAAAAUGUAUUCAUAAUUUAUGUCAGAGAUAUCCAUAAAGCGGCUCUCUGACAAUUAGUAAGCUCAUUUACUAUUUAAAAGAGUUUGUUCUAAUAUAAGAUAUUCUAAUGAAAUUGAUUAUUGCGCAUAACGAGUUUUAACAUUUGAAAAUAUGUAUUAACUUUAAGGGAACAAAUAAACUGAAAUUCCAAAUCCAUUUAGUUCCCUUCAUAUGCAAGUUUUAGCAUUAGGCAAUAAAUAACCAGACUAAAAAGUACAGUUCUUGAUUUGAGAGUAAACUGGCCAGUGUUUGGAAAUGAAAUUUUUGCAUAUGUUGGCUAUGUCAUUUUGUUAUUCUUUGUCAUUUACACAUUAGCAUGGAAGACACAUUCUUCUAAAAGCUUAUGCUUCUUCUGUUUGAAAAAGAAAUACAGAUGUAUUAUUCCAAUGCUUUAAAAAACAUUUUUUGUUUAACUAAACUACAGAGCUGUAAGUCCCAUUCUCAGAAUUUCGAUAAUGAAAUCAAUUCUGAAUGCUGAAAAACAUGCCAGUCUCUGUAUACAAAUUUGUCUGUAAAAAAUAGAUCUUUAUACUCUGUUAUAGUUAAAAGCCAUGGGAGGGAGGGAGGGGUUAAACUCAAUCAAAUGUUGCUUUGAGAGCUGCAUAUACUUAGUUAUUAGAAAAGCAAACUUUUAUAUUUUUUGUUUGACUAUGUCACGAUUGGAUGUGUUGGUUGCUAAUUUAAAAUAAUAAAUAUUUUUACAGGGCUUAGUUUUUAAGUGUCAGCUUCAGUAACAAUUAUUUAUUUAUUUAUUUUGUCGCAGUGCACUUCAAGCAACACUACAGAUUUUAGAAAAAUAUGGAUUAAAAGAAGUGAAGCUGGAAGAUAACAUUUCCUGUGCCAGAUAAUAUAAAUCUUUUUUUUUUUUUAAACAGAAAAUGUAUAUUAUAAUAUUUCUAUAAUUUUAUGCUCUUUAUGAGUAUGAGAUGGGGGUUAAGAUGACAAUGACUUUAAUCACACAUUUUGUGUUAGAAUAUCUUUGAACGUUUGAGUUAAACAGCAUGAGUUGGAAAAGCAUUUCAGUUUGUAAACAUUUCUCAACCAUUAAGAAUUCUCAGGUCAGGCUACUCUUAAAAUGAUCACUCAAAUUAAAUGGUAACCUCUGUCAUGUUGCACUAUAGCUUUUGUUUAAUGAUCUCUGCCAUUUUAGCAUCUUAAGUUUCCAUUCAUUUUGGUAUCCACUGAUUACAAUCGAACUCGGUUAACUCUACAACCCUGUUAUGUCGACGCUUUUGAAGUGGAACCGCCAAAUUCUCUCUUUGUCUUAGCAUUUUCUCCUCGGUUAAGUCGAUUCUUUUAUGUCUCUGAACCCUGAUAUCUUGAGCACAAAAGGCGGCUAAAUUUGCUACAGACUAAUUUGAAGGAACAACAAAAAGCUCAAGGAUUAUUAAGGCUGAAAAUCAACAAAAAUAUUAUAUCUUUUAAUUCUUUAAUUUCUCCUCCUUAUGAUCAUGCAUAGAAACUUACACUUUGUGGACCAUUGUCAUAUUAAUUUCUCCUGGUCUAUUCUUGUCAGUAAACCUUUUUAAAUAAACUAACAGCAGAGAAAAUAUGUUUCACUUCACCGUUUUUUGUGGUAAGAGUAAGACCACUGAUUGUGCACAUUUUGGAAAUCUCUUAAAACUGUGCUCUUUGUGCCAUGUUGAAUUUGAUGCCAAAAAAUCAUAACUUCCAUAGGCUCAAACAUUAAUUAGAGCAGCAACUUGGUGAUCAACAGUCCAUGCUGGAAUUACAAUUUGUGGGAAAAGCCCAACCAGUUUUGGUUCAUAUACUUUUGCAGCUGUACCUGCAGUUGAGUUUGAUAACCAUUAAACCCAUGAAUAUAUUAUCAUUUGUUUCAAAGUUUGCACCUUUAAAGUGAUCAGAACUUUUAAGCUCUUCGGUUGAUAAAAUUUCCUGUGGACCUAUGUAAUAUCCCAUCUCAGUUUUCAAAUUGGAAAAUUUGAUUGAGACAUUAGUUGAAUUGAGUAAACUCCAUGAAAAACAAGAAACAGGAUUUUACGUCAGGAUUUUAUAGUGGAGUGAGUGGAGUGCUAAUGCUAUUCACUGCAGUGCAUCCAGUCAUAUCCAUAACUUGAUUAAAAGUGCAUUGUGUCUGCUUCCACAAACUCCUUCUCAUUUUUAUGGACAGACUUGUAUUUGUACAGACUUUUUACAGACAGCUAUUUAGUCACUGACCAGUAAGUUUACAGAGAGUUGGCAACUCUAUCAUGGGUGGUAUUAAUGCAAGUUGCCUUGAGGAUUUCUGUUUACAUAUACCAAUACAUAUAUUGUUUUUGUCUCUGCAUUAGUUUUUUGUAGCCACUGAUUGUCAGAUUUUAUUAUUGGAGUCUUUAAAAACUUUGUUGACAUUGUUAGUCUUUAGUCUUACAAAAAAAUACUUACACUUACAUUAUGCUUACUUAUAGUAUAAGUUAUACAUUAAAGUAUAAGUUAUACAUUAAACCUCUUCAAUUUUUUUGUUAGUCAAAUAAACACAAUUUUAAAUUUCCUCGGCACAUAUAAUUUUUUAUCUAUGUAAUAUUGAAGUAACCAAAUGACUAAAGCAUGUCUUUUCCCUACAUGUGAAGCAGUAUCUUAACAUCUUUUACUACUCUCUCACCUUGUAUCCUCAAUCACCACAACCUCUGAUGUAGUCACUAAGACUAAGUAAUUUUGUGUAAGUUUGAAAAUGUUUUUCAUUACCGGUAUAUUGAUUCAAUAAACAAAAUGACAAAGGAAAGCUAGUUUUGCAAUUUUAUUUCUAUUUUCAGAUGAAUUAAUAUACAGAGUACCGGUAUUAGAAAUUUUAUAUAUUAUAUGUAAGCUGUCAGUUUGUGUAUUGUUAGAAGCACUUUCAGUGUAUAUCGUUAAUAGCUUUAAUGUUUUCAGCAGUAUGAAUAAAUGAUAUAAAACUUACUUUAUUUGUUACAUUUCAUUUACAUUAUUAUUGAGUUCAUAAUUUUGCAACUUCUUUGAAUAUUAAGGGAGGCAUGUGAUAUAAGAAGCUUGACUCAUAAUAAAUCCACAUCAACCCUAUGU